Molecule: messenger RNA, 7137 nt
Organism: Mus musculus (house mouse)
Lineage: Eukaryota; Metazoa; Chordata; Mammalia; Rodentia; Muridae
Gene: Uqcc1
Product: ubiquinol-cytochrome c reductase complex assembly factor 1
Exons: 8
Coding region: 259-897 (212 amino acids)
Biological process (GO): mitochondrial respiratory chain complex III assembly
Cellular component (GO): cytoplasmic vesicle; mitochondrial inner membrane
Source: RefSeq, a predicted model, not a curated record
GCCAGGCCGGGGUGUGUGUAGAGGAAGAACGUGAGCCCUUGUGACGCGCAGCAGCGACUUAAGACCGGCGAGGAGUCUCGCGUCCUGGAACCUCAUUCAGAUCCACGGCAGGAAAACCGCGGGUGCGCAGUUGCGAAAACUACGCCUGCGCCGCCUCCAGAGCCUGACUACCUUUAGCAAGGGGACAGCGGCUGAGUGGGUGGUGACAAUCGGGAUUCCGGAAGCCCACCUUUCACCCGGAAAUGAUUGUGGAGGAACAUGGCGUUGCUGGUGCGAGUCCUUAGGAACCAGACUAGCAUCUCUCAGUGGGUUCCAGUAUGCAGCCAACUGGUAUCAGUGUCUCCUACCCAAAGACAGUGGAGCAGCACUUCCCAGUGGCUCCAGAAGAAUCAGUCUCGAGUGUGUUUGGGAUCAGAACAGACUGUUGGAGCGGACACAGCGCAGAAUAGGAAAUACCACAACACAAGUAAGCUUCUUACUACCCAAGAUUUCCCACAGCCUGUUGAAGAGAAGGUCGGUCCCUUCACGAAGAUAAUAGAAGCCAUGGGAUUCACUGGACCUUUGAAAUACAGUAAAUGGAAGAUCAAGAUCGCGGCCCUCCGCAUGUACACGAGCUGCGUGGAGAAGACUGACUUCGAGGAGUUCUUUCUGAGGUGUCAGAUGCCCGAUACAUUCAACUCCUGGUUUCUCAUAACCCUGCUUCAUGUCUGGAUGUGUCUAGUCCGAAUGAAGCAGGAAGGCCGGACUGGGAAGUACAUGUGCCGGAUCAUAGUUCAUUUCAUGUGGGAAGAUGUGGAGCAGCGCGGCCGCGUCAUGGGGAGAAUCCGAUACCUCCACAGAAACCAGGCACACACUUGGAGAACAGACGUACAUGCAGGCAAAGCAGUCACACAAUAAGAUAAGAAAGAAAACGGAAAGACUCUUUGGGGAGCCACUCAGAGCUCACAGGACCAGGUGCCAGCUCCAUUUUAAGGACACCCAAAGGUCCUCAGUCACUCUGCAGCCUUCCCGGGAUACUUCUGCGGGACUCUGUAAGCUCUCAUCUGGAUGGCAAGUCUCUCUGAGCCUUAAGAGAACACUGUACCGAAACUGAAGAGGCUGCAGCUGAGCCCACCUGAGCAUCACCUGAGCCCAGGAAGGAAUCCUUGAACAAAACAGUGAGACCUUGUCACUUCUAAACCAGUUGGGCUGUGAUACUUGGACAGGUCACCUUGAGCUGACUGAGCCUUUGUCCCCUCACGUCUGCACUGCGGAGUGGCCUCUUCCUCAGAUUACCACUGGGUUGGUCAUUUGGAAAAAAUUAACUCCAAACAGUAAGCAAAAGGACACAGUGGCGAGAGAGGAACAUCCUGUGGCUGACGGAAAUGUCUGCCCUACUGUUUAGUCUGGGUCCAGGCGGAGUCACCAGUUAAACUCUUCCUUGGGGGCAGCCCCUCUGGUCUACCUGAAGAGGAAGGCAGCACUGCUGGAUGACACAGCUAAACGCGUCUUCGUAUGACAAGGAGCCAGACAGCAGGUUCUAUAAGCAAGUGUGGCCAUGUGGAUGUCACAGAUCUGAUUGAGAACUGUGGUGUGGAACAAGAACUGAUGCCGAUGACCUCAGUGUGGCCUUUAGCCCUCCACAUUUAUGGAGCCUUUACCUUGACUUUCUUAGUUAAGAGUAGCCUGAGUUGUUAUCUGUUUUUCCCUGUUGGGUCCUGUUUGUGUAUUUGAUGUGGCUAAUUGUGAUAGGGAACGCGCAUCUUGUGGUUUUCCGCUGUGCCCUGUCUGCCCAUGUUUAAUAAAAAAAAAAAAAAAUUAAAAACGCUAAGCUUUGCCUAUAGCUUUCUGAACUCAUAAAAGUAGUUAUGAGGCCCAGGGUUCAAUAGGAGCCUGUGAAUGUCUCUAGAAACCUAUGUGUGGCCGCAUCUUCUCAAUGAUCGUCGUCAGAUCUGAUGGCCACAGCCAGGGUAGAGAAGACCAGAUGAAUGGCACCUACGAACCUAUAGUGAACACAUUACCGAAAAGGAAGUCAGGCUCCCAAAGCUGUACCCGUAUGCUGUGCCCCUGCUCCCCUGGAGAUGCCUGCUGGGCUCAAGCUAAAUACACAUCUUGCUCACGUUACAUCUUAUCCUAGUAAGAUUUUCCAUUACCACAGCAUAAAAGACAUUAAGGGCACAGUGAUCGCUAAAACCCUACAAGGCUACAGGUCUACACGCCGCGCGACCAGGGUCAGAAAGUCACUGGUGUGGUUGUUUUGGUUGUUGCCUUUCAUCUUGCUUCUCCGUUGCUUUCCCUCAGUGAGGUCUGGCUAUGGUCUCACCCUGUCCCCUUCAUCGGCUGAUAACGUGAUGCUGUUGGUCCUGCACUAUACCACAUAGCUCCUCCCCCUUUGAGGCAGGAUCUCAGGUAGCCCAGGCUGGCCUUGAAUUCAUUAUGUAGCAGAGGCUAACUCUGAAUUUCAGAUAUUCCUUUCUCUGCCUCCCAAGUGCUCAGAUCACAGGCUUAUGGCACUGCACCCCGCUAGACUUUCCUCCUCAGUUCCUUCUGUUGUCUGUCCUGGUUCAGCUUCUCCUGACUGAGCCUCCUUUUCACUCUCGCCUGGACUGUUACACGGCCUCCUCCGUGGUUUCUGCUUGAAUACACGUGUUCAUGCAUCUUCCUUGUCUUCAGGGCCAUUUAUGGGCAGUAUAGCCUGUUAGCCUCUCUGCUUCUGCCCACUCUGAGGUUUGGUUUACACACACACACACACACACACACACACACACACACACACACACCAUGCAUAAUGGCACACAUGAGAGUCAGUUCUGUCUUUCUACCAUGUGGGUCCUUGGCCUUGGUGGCAAGGGCUUUUAUCCUCUGAGCCAUCUUACCAGCCCCUCACUAUAAACUGUUGUUGUUGUUGUUACAGCUCUGAAAAAUGUGCUGGACAUGGUAGCAUAGGCCUUUAAAACCCCAGCCCUCAAGAGGUAGAGGCAGGAGGGCCACUGAACUUGAGGCUAGCCUGGUCUAUGUUGUGGGCUAUUGUCCUGUGUGAGUGGCUGAUGGUUGUGAGAGUUCUCUUCACUCAGAAACUCUACUCAGGUUUCGGGAGAGAUCUCCUGUUGCUUCUCCAGGAAGUGCGAGUGGGGAAGGAGACUCCCUUGAGACUUUGUUGCAGCAAAGGUGCUGGUUUGAGGGAGGUGUGGGGUCUCAUAGCCUGUGUGAGGGCAGAAGCUGGGUCUCCUCAUCUCCAAUGGAGUUGUGUGUGCAGACCAUGGGGAGAGCUGCAGCUCUCUUCUUGGGCCUGGAGAGCUUUCUUGAAACGUGGAAAGGUUCGUGCACACCACUGCUUCAAGACAUUUAUGGCAAACCGUUGGCUGGUUCAGCCACCUUGGGCCGCCCAGCAUGCUCGUUGCCUCCAAGGGGAGCUCUAGCUACAGGCCACGGGAAGGAAAGACUCCAUGCAACUGUAGGGUCACCGAACUGUAGCAGAGUUUUAUUUUGUGGUUAGAAACAAGAAUUUGACCAUGUGGUGAUGGCGCAUACCUUUAAUCCCAGCAGAGACAGGCAGAUCUCUCUGAAUUCAAGGCCAGUCUAAUCUACAGAGCAAGUUUCUGGCUGUCUUAAAAAAAAAAACAAAAAAACUAGAGAAAGAGAGAAGAAUUUGAUAAGCCAGCUUGGGCUAUGUGCCCAUCUCCGAGGAGAGGUCAGGAUUUUAGGAUCUGUAGUGUUCCAACUUACUUUGGAAGCAAAGUAGACUCUUGACCUAAGGAAAUGCAAAGAAGGAGGAAAGAACACCAUUGUUAGCAUUGGAAGAACUAAGUCUUUUGAGUUCUUGGAGUUUGAUGAGGGAAGCAACCCAGGCAGUCUGUGAGGUAGUAACUUCUGAGUGACUCUGUUGGUCAUAUAUCAGUGAGUGUUCUUGCCAGGUGUCAGCUUUAACCUUUGUAACUGUAUCCGUUCUUCACUGAUGCUUCUCUGCUUUCAUCUAUACAAUUCAUUCUUAAGUAUGGUAAGCUUAUAACAACAGCAACAACAACAAUAAUAAUAACAACUUUAAUAUUAUUUCAUGUAUGUGGGUAUUUUGCCUGCAUGUGUAUGUGCCCGAUGCCUGUGGAGGCCAAAGGGGAGUGUUGUAUCCCCUGAGAUUAGACUUAGACAGUUGUAAAUCCAGUUCAGGUCCUCUAAAAGAGUAGCCAGUGCUCUUAGCCACUGAGCGAUCUCUCAGGCCUCUAUCAAUACAUUUCAAAUCUUUAUAUGAAGUUCUUUUAAAAAAUAUGUCUGACUGUGGCUGUCUUAGCACAUUUCUGGGUUUUGGGAGUAUAUUAGUUACUUUCAUUCUUGCUGUGAUAGCAACUUAGUAAAGAGGGCGGGGAAGGCCUGACAGCCGGAGGGAGCCAAGGACUGACCAGUCUGUGCCCCUGCAGUCAGGAAGAAGAGAGGGGAAUGGCAGUGCUUGGCUUGCGCUGUCCAUUUCAUUCAGUGCUGGACCCCAGCCCAGGGUAACACCCAUGUUCACACCAUAUACACAUGCAUGCACAGAAAGGGUCUUCUCCCCUCAGUUUAACUCACCUAGAAACUCCUAGGUGAUUAUAUGUCCAGGCAAAUGAUAGUGACAAUUGGCCAUCAAAGUAAGGGGUUUUUGGUGUUUUGUUUGUUUGUUUUUGUGGGACUAGAUAUUGAACCCAGGGACCAGUGAGCUACAGCCCCAGCCUGUAUUUUAUUUGGAAACAGUGAAGUUGCUCAGGCUGGCCUUGAACUCAGUCUGUAGCACAAGCAGUCCUUGAAUUUGUGAUCCUCCUGCCUCAGCUUCCUGCAUCAUAUGGAUUACAAGCCCGCACCUCUAGCCUUCUCCCAUUUCCAGCUUCCUAUUUUAUAGUUGGAGAUUUGCUCUAGACUCUGCUCUCUGCUUAGCCAAACCUUUCUUCUGUCCUUACUUGUUUAUGUUGGCAAAUGACUACUCUGCCUUGACCUUGUCAAAUCUUAUCUUGUAGUUGUAACAGUUUUUCUGCUGACUGUUAGUUGUUGAAAUUUUACCCCUAUUCCAAAGUACAAGAGUGAACAACUUUUGUGUAUAUCUGUGUCAUUUUUCAUGUGUCAGUGGGGUGGUUCAGCUGCCUGCGCCACUACUGGACAAGUUCUAACCAUAAGACCUAAAGAAGACCAACACGUGAACACAGUAUCCCACCAAAUGUAAUACAUUUUUCUUCCCAUCACAGUCACCAUCAAUACAGAUUUUAUGGGUUGUUUUUGUUUGUUUGUUUGUUUGUUUUUUGUUUCUCGAGACAGGGUUUCUCUGUGUAGCCCUGGCUGUCCUGGAACUCACUCUGUAGACCAGGCUGGCCUCGAACUCAGAAAUUCACCUGCCUCUGCCUCCCAAGUGCUGGGAUUAAAGGCGUGCGCCACCACGCCCGGCUUCAAUACAGAUUUUAAAUGGAGGCUUCACCAUCACUUCCUUUUGAACUCUGCACUACAGGGCUACCGCUAAAACAGUGACUUUCCCAAGUCAAGUGUUAAUACCCCUGUUCAGGUGAUGUAUGAAACUUGUCAAACAAGAUACAAUCCAAAGCUUCCAAGGUGUGUGUGUGUGUGUGUGUGUGUGUGUGUGUGUGUGUGUUUGUCCUGACCUUAAGAAUAUUAAGCUGACGUUCAGUUGUCUCAAGAUCUUAAUGUAUCGUAUCAGCUGCUUUUCAGUGUUAUAUUCGUAUGCCUGUUAACUGGAUUAGUGAUGGCGAUUUCCAAGGACAGCCAUCUGUUUAGAUUUGAUAGUUUGAUUUCAAGCUGUAGCCCAGGCUGGCCUCAAACUCCUUUUGUAGACUAAAGCUGACCUUGAACUUCUGAUAUGUCUGCCUCCCAAGUGCUGGGACUGCAAGACAUGUGCCACCAUACCUGGCACAUGCUUUUCUUGCUUGAUUUGCUUGGUAACAAACCUAAGGAAAAGCCCUGCGUACACCACGUGACCAUUCAGAAACGAGGCUGCUGGUUCUGCAGUUCUUACCGCCAACCAUGUCCCUUGCUCUUCCGCACAUCAUCAGCCUAGUUAGAGUUUAGAUAGAGAUCUCAACCAGCAAAACUGGAAUUUCAAAGAAUGGAGAUAAGAUAAUACCCUCUCAGAGACCCUCAGAAAGGAUCAGUUGAGCUGAUAUGUGCUAUUGGCAUGCUUAGCACUUGGUGGUAGCUACUUGUGUGACCGGUUCCUGGCGUCACAUUGUUUUGGGCACCUGUAGACUAGAGAGAAAGUAUUUUGGAGAUCUUUCUAGAUCUUUGAAGAUGAGCAGGAACUAGCAUCCCUUCCAUCAGUAAAGACAAGAAGGACUCCUGUUAGUGUGGCUAAGAACAGGGGAGCAUGCUGCAAAAAAAAAAAAAAAAAAAUGGCAGAGUUGACUCUGACCAAGGCCUAAAUGAACAUGGGGGUCACAAGGGAAUGGGGUCAAAAAAAUGACCUAACAAAACCGAGAAGGCCGUGAAGGCCGUGAAGGCCAGAGCUCAUAGAGGCUACAGCUCAGUCUCCUUCAGGCUACACCAUGGACUCAUCCUCUGCUAAGCAGUCUAUAAACGUCCUUAAGGGCUGCAACAGUGAGAGGGGACAGACCAGUGAUUGGCCUCAGAUGAACUGGCAUCUCUUUAAAGCCCGUGUCCCUCCUUAAGAAUACUUCCAUUAAUUAAAUGUGUGCCUUGCAAGAUCCCCUCUGGUUGUGCUCCCUGUCGGCUGUCUCAUUCAUUAAUCUGCUGAUUAGUAACCCUGAACACGUGUGCCCCCUGUUUUUUGCAUUCCCCUUUUAAUAUACUGUGCCAUUCCCCCGGGACAUAAACUCCAGGACCCGUCCCUGGCCCGCUCGUGUUUGUUUUCUUUGCCCCUUGUGCCUGCCUCUGCUAUAACAUUUGUAGUAUGUGUUAAGUAAUCCUUAAGGUAACAUUUUUAUUAUGUCAUAAAAAGUGCAUGGCAAAUAUAUUAUAACUCAUGGACUUUGUUUAAAAAUGAACGGAUAAUUUAUUGAGUGUGUUACAUGAGCCUCGCUCCCUCCCCCACCUCAGCAGAGAGCGGCUGCUCAUUUAGCCUCGCCUCCUAUUGAGCGCUCCCACCCUGUGACAUGCUGAGAAAGCAGGGCCACGGUUGGCUAGAAGUGACAUCAUAGUUUAUGUACUCAAUAAAAAUUUAAUUAAGUCAUUACA